UUCUUCUUAACCAACAACAAUGGGGAAGAGAAGGGGCUUACACUUGGCUUGAUCACCCCAUUGGCUAACAAUUCUUGCACAAUCUUUUCUAUCUCAGAUUUCUGAAAAGACCGGGUUUGCAACGAAACCCUAGCCAUCCCCAAAGCAAAAGUAGUUCCUUUUCUCUCUCUCUUUCUCUCUGAGUAUGUGUGGAUUGGGCUUUGUCUGAUUUCUGAGAAAUUUUAUGAAAUGUUGAUAUAUCUGUAUGCUAGGUCUUACGAUUUUCAACAUUUCUCUUUAAAGAUGAUGUCAAAGAUUAAGGGAAAUUUGUUCAAAAGUUUGGGUGAAGUUUGUGAUGAUUGUGUUUGUGGCUACUUGGAAAAUUAAUUUGAAAGAUGAAUUGGAAAGAAUUUGAUCUUCGGACUAGGAAAUUUAAAGAAGCAUUUUUGAUCAUCUGGAUGUAUCAUAAACUGUCUAAAUGAGAUUUUUAAUUUUUGUUUUCUAGGUUAAUGAAGGUUUUAGUUGUUAGUCGGCUACUGCUUGUAUAAUUAGAUGGUACGAUGUGAUGGCAGAAACUGAUCGAUGCAUCGCUAAGCAGCAAAGGAAAUUGAAGGAUAUGUCAAUUUAUGCCCCCACUCAUGUUCCUGAAAGAAUGUCGAUGUUGACUUUGGACACAAAUAGAUGUUUAUUUCCAGAAAGCUCUCAGCAGCAAAACGCUGGUUCUGGGACCUUCAAGCUUGAGGAGGAUCCUGCACCACCACCCCCACCCCCACCCAAGGAGAAAAAGGGUCGUUCCACGCCACCAUUGUGGUUUAUAAGUGCUGAAGAGCUGGAUUCCUUGUCAUCGUCUGAUUUUGGUUAUCAAUUAUCAUGCAGGUGGCAGGAGAUCGAUGGGAAAAAGCCUCGGAAAUAAGAGAUGUAGCAAUGCAUGAAGCAGUAAAGGGAAAACACUUCUUUCUCGAAACUGACAUGAAGGGACCAUCCUUGAAGCUUGACAACUCUGGAAAAGCAAUACUAACUGUCCUUCGUCACCUUGGUUGUGUAAGUGAGGCACGGAUUGGUCAUCAUCGGGUGAUCAUUCUUUUGAAGCCUCACUGAUAGGGCUUGCUUUCUGGACAAAUGUAUGCAUUGUUUUUAAUCCUUUUCUGCUUGCAUAUGUUGUAAAUUAACGGUAACUAGUAAGGUGUAGAAGUUGAAAACUGUUUUGGAAAGUUAUGAAAAAGUGGGUUGUUCAGAAUUUA
Messenger RNA from Rosa chinensis, 1220 nucleotides. RefSeq names its product spindle and kinetochore-associated protein 1 homolog. Gene Ontology annotation, molecular function: microtubule binding. Gene Ontology annotation, biological process: chromosome segregation; cell division; mitotic cell cycle. The record is from RefSeq and is a predicted model, not a curated record. NCBI's taxonomy places the organism in Eukaryota, Viridiplantae, Streptophyta, Magnoliopsida, Rosales, Rosaceae. The transcript is spliced from 6 exons. Gene Ontology annotation, cellular component: mitotic spindle; spindle microtubule; outer kinetochore. Bases 545 to 892 code for a protein of 115 amino acids.